Molecule: messenger RNA, 1612 nt
Organism: Scophthalmus maximus (turbot)
Lineage: Eukaryota; Metazoa; Chordata; Actinopteri; Pleuronectiformes; Scophthalmidae
Gene: dtx3la
Product: deltex E3 ubiquitin ligase 3L1
Exons: 5
Coding region: 160-672 (170 amino acids)
Biological process (GO): Notch signaling pathway; protein ubiquitination
Source: RefSeq, a predicted model, not a curated record
ACCUGGACACACCCAUCUCUCUCUCUCUUUCUCUCUCUUUCUUUCUGUCUCUUCCUCACGUCAUCACGAUCUGAGUAAACACAUCGACCUCAGCACACGGGAGAGGGACAGCAGAGGACCAGAGACUGAGAUUUUGGAGAAGACAAGCAUCUCAACAGUAUGGGCGCCGGCCAGAGCAGCGACAAGUUCCACUGUAACCGCUAUCUGAACGGACAGGGUCCUCCAUCACUGGUACAACAAGCUAACGGGGGGCUGAACGGAAUAUACAGCGUGCCCAAUGGCUGCCAACCCGAGGGCCAGAUGACCACGGUGACCCUGUUCCGAGACCUACCGGGCUUCCCAAACGACAACACCCUGCAGAUCAACUUCAUAUUCCCGGAUGGAAUACAGACGAAAAAGCACCCCCGCCCCGGCCAAGAUUACUCGGGGCUGCGGCUCUGCGCCUACCUGCCCGACAGCCGCGAGGGCAAGAAGGUGUUCAAGCUGAUGGAGAAGGCCUUUCGCCAGCAGCGCUUGUUCACCGUCGCCCCCGGCGAAGACGGAGGGGACGCGGUCAAGGCUUCCGUCCCGCUGAAAACUCAACCAGACGCAGGGAGCAGAAUCGAUGGCUACCCGGACCCGGACUACCUGAAGACAGUGAGAGAGCUGCUGAAGGAUAAAGGCAUUGAAUAACGCGCGGUACUCACGGCUGGAUGAAGUACUGUGUAUGUCAGUGUGUAAUCUGUGUAUUUCUACAUUACUACACUUUUUUUUUAAUAUUUAUAUUUAGAACAUACGGUACUGUGCCAAAGGUUUAGGCGCAUGGUGUUCUUAUGUUCUUCUUGUCCUUCCCCGGCCCGAUCCCUCCACCAAGCUAUAGGCGGACAUCGGUAGUAGUUUUUUUGCGUAAUUCUGCUGACAAGUAAACCAACAAACUGACACGGGUGGAAACAUAAGCAGCAGUGAUAGGAUUUACAAACACACAUUUACCAGCCGAAGUGUCUCGCACGGAUGCUCCGACACUGACAGGAGCGCCGAGCCACGGAUGAGACGCUACAGGUCCGUUCAACCAGUUUACCUAUUAAUAAAACAAUAUAACUGCUCUAAUUUUACAUUUAGAGUAAGAAGACGAACUUGGAGUCAGUGACGGAUUAUAUAAAGGAGCAACUUCGAUUUGAUGAAUUGACAUCAACUUUUCACAAACCAUUUUAGAUAUUUAUGGUUAGCAUCCUCAAGUUCACAAGUUGCUAAAUCGCUUAUUUAUUGUACGUGUAGUAGUGUGUGUGUGUGUGUGCUCCGAUAUUUUUUAGGGGAAGUGAUUAUUUCUCUGUUAUACUGGAAAAAAACAAAAAAACUUUUUGUACUCAGAAUAUGGACUCUUCAUUUUAGGGGCAAUAUAAACGAACCCCAUCACUGUCUGAGUGAAGUUUAAGUUGUGUUAACUUUAAUUUAUUAUGGCGGCAGACAUCAGGUUUAAAGUCCUGGACAUCAUUGUGUCUCAAGAAGUGAUUCUUUGAGUAAAUUCAUUAUGUUACUUGCAGCCUCAUCAAACUUGUAAUGUCAUUUUUUAUUUUGUUUCAUAUAUAUCGAAAUCAGAAAAUGUUAUUUUGUGUAAUUAAAAAAUAUUUUCCAA